Bacillus rossius redtenbacheri is the source of this 522-nucleotide messenger RNA. RefSeq names its product probable serine/threonine-protein kinase fhkB. The coding region runs from base 1 to 522 and encodes 173 amino acids. The transcript has 2 exons. Lineage: Eukaryota; Metazoa; Arthropoda; Insecta; Phasmatodea; Bacillidae. The record is from RefSeq and is a predicted model, not a curated record.
AUGUCUCCGAAGGGUUCCAUGACAACAAGCACCUUCAUUGAAUGGCUGCACCAUUUUGGACAUCAUAAACCAGCAGGUCGUUGUGUCCUUAUUUUCGAUGAUGCCAAGAGCCACCUGGACCACAAAAUAGUGGGCACUGCAAAGCGCAACCACAGCCUGGACAAUCACAACCGCAGCAACCACAGACUGGAUCAUAUCAACUGCAGAAACUACAGUCCAAAAAAUCACAACUACAGCAACCACAGCCCGAACAAUCUCAACUGCAGCAAUCUCAGACUAAACGAUCACAACUGCAACAACUACAGCCCGAACCAUCACAACUACAGCAACCACAGCCUGGACAAUCUCAAGUGCAGCAACCUCAGACUGUACCAUCACAAAUGCAGCAACUACAGCCCGAACCAUCACAACUACAGUAACCACAGCCCGGACAAUCUCAACUGCAUCAACCACAGACUGGAUCAUAUCAAAUGCAUCAACCACAGACUGGAUCAUAUCAAAUGCAGCAACCUCAGACUGUAA